Phyllopteryx taeniolatus (common seadragon) is the source of this 730-nucleotide messenger RNA. RefSeq names its product microtubule nucleation factor SSNA1-like. NCBI's taxonomy places the organism in Eukaryota, Metazoa, Chordata, Actinopteri, Syngnathiformes, Syngnathidae. Bases 287 to 631 code for a protein of 114 amino acids. The record is from RefSeq and is a predicted model, not a curated record. Gene Ontology annotation, cellular component: ciliary basal body; centrosome. The transcript is spliced from 4 exons.
GAAGACGACGAAGAAGAAGACGGCGAAGAACAAGACGGCGAAGAAGACGAAGAAGAAGACGAAGAAGAAGACGACGAAGACGACGACGAAGAAGAAGAGGAAGUAGCAACCAGCUAGAAAGGAAGAGUACUACAACAAAACGUUCGUCAAUCACGUAUUUGGCUCAUUGUUUGCCUGUGCUGCGUGAGAAAAAUCGUCGGUUAGGCGGAACUCCGCCGCGCACUUUGGUUUUGAAGUUUGCAGUUUAAGAGAACUUUGUUAACAUCGGUUGUCCGCUGACUCCAACAUGAGCCAACAAGCUGCUGCUCUGCAGACCUACAAUAAUGAGCUCGUCAAGUGUUUUGAUGACCUUUUUUCCAAGCGGGACGAGUUGAGCUGUCAGAUCAAGUUGGAGGAAGAGGAGAAGGAACGACUCCAGCAUGACAUCCGCAGCCUCUCGGAGAAGCUGAGCAGAGUUAAUGAAAGCCUGGCACAAAAAAUGGCUGCAUACGACACAAUCAACCGUACCAUCGCAGAGACUGAGGCUGCAUACACCAAGAUCUUGGAGAGUUCCCAGUCUUUACUGAGUGUCCUGAAGCAGCAGGCAGUCAAUUUCAAUAAAACCUCAGCACCUCGGAGGAAAGAGCACUAACGUGCAGAAGACUGCACAAGGAAGGAACUGUUUUUAAGAUUUUGACCAUUUGGAUUGAUUUGAGUUUUUGCACCAAUAAAUACUGAAUACCUCCCAAUG